Messenger RNA from Ziziphus jujuba (common jujube), 1059 nucleotides. Its product is annotated as receptor-like protein EIX2. The record is from RefSeq and is a predicted model, not a curated record. Bases 1 to 1059 code for a protein of 352 amino acids. Gene Ontology annotation, molecular function: protein binding. The transcript has a single exon. Lineage: Eukaryota; Viridiplantae; Streptophyta; Magnoliopsida; Rosales; Rhamnaceae.
AUGGAAACAGUUACAUGGAUUCCAUUAUUAACGUUACUGAUUCUCUGCUUUAUGGCACGAGAAUUUCUUCCCAGAAUUGAUGCUGAGAUGGUGAAUUGCUUGGAUUCAGACAAAGAAGCUCUUAUGGACUUUAAGACUGACCUUCAUGACCCUGAAAACCGGCUUUCUUCAUGGAAGGGAAGCAACUGUUGUCAAUGGCAAGGAAUAAGCUGCAACAACACUACUGGAGCUGUUAUUGCAGUUGAUCUCCAUAAUCCACAUGGUUCUUCUAGCAGGCAUGACUUCUGGAGCCUCAGUGGAGAAAUUAGACCUUCAUUGACAAAACUGAAGUCCUUAAGACAUUUGGACUUGAGUUUCAGCACAUUCAAUGACAAUCUGAUUCCUGAAUUUUUUGGAUAUUUGAAAGAUUUGCAAUAUCUAAACCUGUCAAAUGCUGGGUUUAGUGGUGCACUUCCUCCAAAUUUAGGAAACCUCUCUAGCUUGCAGUAUCUUGAUAUCGAGUCGUUGGAUUUACUUGUUCAUAAUCUUGAGUGGGUAACAGGUCUAGUUUCACUAAGGCAUCUAAUCAUGAAUGAAGUUAAUCUUUCAAUGGUAGGAUCAAACUGGAUUAGGACACUAAACAAACUCCCAUUCUUAACUGAGUUGCAUCUAUCUUUCUGUAGUUUAUCCGGUUCCAUUCCACCUCUUACCUUUGUAAAUAUAACUUCUCUUGUUGUAUUAGAUCUUAGUCUUAACACCUUCAAUUCAAAAAUACCUGAUUGGCCUGUCAAUAUUAGCAGCGAUGUUACGUUGGAUAUAAGCAAUAGUGACUUGUUUGGAAGAAUUCCACUUGGUUUUGGCGAGUUGCCAAAUUUGCAGUUUUUAAAUCUUGCUGAGAAUGACAAUAUCAGAGGAAGUUGCAAUAAAUUGUUGAUGGGACGAUGGGAGAAGAUAGAAGUAGUCAAUUUAUUUUCCAAUAAACUACAUGGGGAACUUCCCAGUUCCAUUGGAAACUCGAUCUCAGAAAGAAUAAUAUUGAGGGAGGGAUUCCAAGAUCCAUUGGCAAACUUUGCAACCUGA